GUGACACGACCACAGUGAAUCCCCAGUUAAGCUCCUCAGCAUCCCGACUAGAAGGUUCAGCUGUCCGCCGAGCGACCUGGCCAGGCUGCCCGGGUCUUCACCGACCAGCAGCAGCCUCUCGACCGCAUUUCUACAGGGGGGAUCCAGGCUCUGUGACAGCGACGCUCAUGUGUAUUCACUCAGCCGUGUAUCUGUGGACAUAAGGACGGGAGGACCGAGCGAUGUCUGCGCCGGGUUUCACUAACCUGAACAGCUCCGUCAGCUACAGCCAGAACUCAACGCCGAACGGCGGAGCUGCGCCCCCGUACCACAACGGUCCAGCACAGACCUACACAUCCUCGUAUCCAGCUGCGGGCUACUAUGGAGCCCCACCUCAGCAACACAGCUACCCCACCAUCCCUGCCCACAGCACACCUGUGCCCAACAAAGCUCCCGUCACGAACAGUGCCCAUAGUGCAAACUACUACCAGAACAACCAUCAGCAACAACCACAGCAGCAGCAGCACCUCCCUCAGCACCAUGUAGCACCCUCCCAAUACACCGCUCCCCAUAGCUCUGCCCCUCCUUCUCAGCCAUACACCACCCUCCCCUCCUCAGCACCUCCACCAUCAAAUGCCCAGUACAACCAACAGCCAUUCCAGCAGCCGCAUCCCCCGCCGUAUGCCACUCCAGGAUCUUACUAUGGACAGCAGUUGUACCAUGCUCCGGCAGCGCAGCACCCUCAGCAACAGCAGCAGCCCAGUUUGGUGCCUGCACCAGCAAAUAGUCCCGGAGCUCCCCUCUACCCCAUCGUUUCAUACCCGUCUGCGCCGGGAAGUAGCCAGUAUGGCACCUUAAGUUCCUCGCAGACCACCUCCACGCCCGGAGUCAUGCCCACCCAGAUGAGUGCACCCCUUCAUCAGUACAGCACUACUCAGCCAGCCUCCACGACAGCAGUGCAGCCUGGGUACAGUGUGGCACCUCCUGGUCAGGUGGCGCCGACAGUCAAUGGUCAAGGAAGCACAGCCCAAAACACAGUCCACCAACACUAUGACCAAAGCCAUCAGGCUUCUCUGAACUAUGACUCCUACGGCAGAGUCACUCACAGCAGUGGUGGUGCAGACACAGACCGACCGCCCUCAGGAACCCCCUCAACUUCAGUCCAUUCCUCGCCAGGCCACCGCCAAGGCAUGCAGUAUGGAUAUGUUGCUAAUAGUGGAGCUAGCUCUGCCCCUGCCACCACCUCAGGCCCAGCCGCAGCUCCCUCGUCAUCCAGCUCUGAGGAUGAUGAUGAUGAGGAGGAGGAUGAGGAUGAGGAAGCAGGUGGUGACACUUCCUCUUCCACUACUGGCAGUGCCUCUCCGGUGCCCAACAGCUACGAUUCCCUGGAAGGGGGCAGUUAUCCGGAUUCAAUGCCACCUUCCAACAAUAUGAGCAACCAGGCCACGCCCUACGGUAGCUAUGGUUACCCCAGCAUGCAGCCAGCCUAUCGGCAGGGACUCGCCUCCCACACGGACGCCUCCCCCUCCCGCGAUCUGUACGGCCAGUCAGGCUACCAGCAGUACUCCCAGCCGUUCCCGAACCUGUCCCAGCUGUCUGCAGCUCUGGGGGGGCUGAGUGGGGUACCAGAGCUGGAGGUGGAGGCCCUGAGGCCAAUCAACCUACUGCAGGAGAGAAACCUGCUGCCUCCCAGGCCCCUGGAGGCUCCUGAACCCAAUCUCAGCUCCGACCUGAAGAAGGUCAACUGCAGUCCGCAGACGUUCAGGUGUACCCUGACCAGCAUCCCUCAAACUCAGGCUCUGCUCAACAAGGCCAGGCUCCCCCUGGGCCUCCUCCUCCACCCCUUCAGAGACCUACAGCAGUUACCGGUGAUCACAUCGAACACAAUAGUGCGCUGUCGCUCCUGUCGCACCUACAUCAACCCAUUUGUGACCUUCCUGGACCAGCGCAGGUGGAAGUGCAACCUCUGUUACCGGGUCAACGAUGUACCAGAUGAGUUUAUGUACAACCCGGUCACCAGGUCAUACGGCGAGCCCCACAAGAGACCGGAGGUUCAAAACUCCACUGUGGAGUUCAUCGCCUCCUCAGACUACAUGUUGCGGCCCCCUCAGCCGGCAGUCUACUUGUUUGUGCUUGAUGUGUCUCACAACGCUGUGGAAGGCGGCUACCUGAAGUACUUCUGCGAAUCACUUCUGGAUAACCUGGAUAAGUUGCCCGGGGAUACGCGCACCAGGGUGGGUUUCCUCACCUUUGACAACACAAUCCACUUCUACAACCUACAAGAGGGACUGUCCCAGCCGCAGAUGCUGGUGGUGUCAGACAUCGACGAUGUCUUCAUACCAUCUCAUGACAGUUUGAUGGUGAACUUAAAGGAGAGCAGAGAGCUGGUGCAGGACCUGCUGAACUCCCUUCCCGCCAUGUUCAGCCAGAGCAGGGAGACCCACAGCGCCCUCGGCCCGGCGCUACAGGCCGCCUUCAAGCUCAUGUCGCCCACCGGGGGGCGCAUCACAGUGUUCCAGACCCAGCUGCCCACCCUGGGUGCUGGUCUGCUGCAGUCGAGGGAAGACCCCAGCCAGCGCUCCAGCACUAAGGGAGUGCAGCACCUCGGCCCCGCCACAGACUUCUAUAAGAAAUUCGCACUGGACUGCUCAGGACAACAGAUUGGAGUGGAUCUUUUCCUGCUCAGCUCCCAAUACACUGACCUCGCCUCGCUAGCAUGUAUUUCCAAAUAUUCAGCAGGCAGCAUCUUUUACUACCCUUCCUUUCAUUAUAUCCACAAUCCGGCCCAGCUGGAGAAGUUCCAGAAGGAUCUGGAGCGCUACCUCACCAGGAAGAUCGGCUUCGAGGCGGUCAUGAGGAUACGAUGCACUAAAGGUUUAUCCAUCCAUACAUUCCACGGUAACUUCUUCGUGCGCUCCACUGACCUGCUGUCCCUGGCCAAUGUGAAUCCAGACUCCGCCUUCGCUGUCCAGAUGUCGAUCGAAGACUCUCUGGCAGACUCGUCUCUGGCCUGCUUCCAGGCCGCUCUGCUUUACACCUCCAGUAAAGGAAAGAGACGUAUCCGAGUCCACACUCUGUGUCUGCCGGUGGUCAACCAGCUGAGUGACGUGUACGCUGGGGCUGAUGUCCAGGCCAUCACUUGUCUGCUAGCCAACAUGGCCAUCGACAGGUCGAUAACGUCCAGCCUGUCGGACGCCCGGGACGCCCUGAUGAACGCCGUGGUGGACUUUGUGAGCGCCUACAAAAGCAACGUAUCGAACCUGCAGCAGUCGGGCCUCGUCGUCCCCACCGUCAUGCGUCUUUUCCCUCUCUACAUCCUCGCUCUGCUCAAACAGAAAGCGCUGCGGACAGGCACCAGCACGCGGCUGGACGAGCGGGUCUUUGCCAUGUGCGAGUUCAAGACGCAGCCGCUGCAGCAGCUGAUGCGAAUGGUCCAUCCUGACCUUUACCGUCUGGACAACAUGUCUGACCAGGGGGCGCUCCAUCUGAACGACACACUGGUCCCCCAACCUCAUCUCCUCCACCUGUCUGCAGAGAGGCUGAGCAGAGAUGGAGCUUUCCUCAUGGACUGUGGCAACGUGUUUUACCUGUGGAUCGGUAAAUGCUGCAACGAGACAUUCAUCCGAGACAUCCUGGGUUGCCCCAACUACGCUUCAAUACCCCCCAACAUGAGUCACAUUCCUGAGCUGGAGACUCUGCUGUCCGAGAGGGUGCGAGCGUUCCUCGACUGGCUGCAGGACAACAGAGCGUUCAGCUCCACUAUACACGUCAUCAAGGACGACGCCUCGGCUAAAGCUACCUUCUUCCAGCACCUGGUGGAGGAUCGGUCCGACUCGGCUUCUCCUUACUACGAAUUCCUGCAGCACAUUCAGCAGCAAAUGUCAAAGUAGGCUCCCAUCAUGCAGAGGAAAAACUUUGGACGCUACGACGAUCCUCGAACCGGAGCGGAGGAUUCACCGCCUCCAUAGAAUGAAAACGUUAGCGUUAGCAAAAAACGACGGGACACCCGAUCGCUCACUCCAGACCAGUUCUAGCGAUGUGGGCCGCCUCCCCUUCCUCCCAACAGUCUUACUAAACAAACUCCGCUCUCCAAACUCAUCGGUCUGCCAUGAUUCGACCAUCAGAAGGGGAAGGGGUGGGGGUGAUAGAAAGGGAGGGGAUAGAUGUAGAAAAGAAUUACGAUUUAAUGAAGGAACGGGGAUUUGUGAAAAAUGAAUUAUUGAAGACGCUCCUCCAGCCAGCUCGGCGGCUAACCACCCCCCCUCCCCCUCGUAGCUUCUCGUCGAAUCGCUCAUGAGAAAAAGAAGGGGAAGUCGAGCGGAGAGGACGCCACUUCCACGUGUUUUAGUUCAGUUUGUUUUUUUUUCGUGAGCCUCACAUGUAGCUAGUGCUGUCUUUUUAUUUUAAUUUUAUAAUUUAUUCCCUUCCUCACUUCCCUCAGUUUUAUUUGAAGACUGUUUUGAAUACACUGGAGAACAGAAAGAAGCACCCCCCCCCCCCCCUUUUGUUGUUUUUUUUCUUUUUUGGCAUGCGCUCUGAAAUACGAAACGCAUGUCACCGUUUUGUUUGCUGCUAGUCCGAGGAUAGACGACAAACCGUCUGCGGAACGGGAAGCGAGUUCAGCAGCGGGUCGGACAUUGAAAACCCCCCCCACCACCACCACCACCACCACCUCAUCGGGCCCCCCCUCUUCUCUCCUCUACUGUGUGAACUCCCGAUUUGUCAAGAUCAAUACUCAAAGAGCCCCCCCCCCCCUCUGUCAACAAUCUUCUUCUCGUUUGUUUUAUUUUUUCCAGGCGCUAACUCAAGUUGCUAUCCACUUUUUAACUAUUGAAAAGAAUCUUUUAUGUGCGAUAAUUUAUGAACCAGCUUAUUAAAUAAAAAACAAAAACAG
Molecule: messenger RNA, 4873 nt
Organism: Thunnus maccoyii (southern bluefin tuna)
Lineage: Eukaryota; Metazoa; Chordata; Actinopteri; Scombriformes; Scombridae
Gene: sec24b
Product: SEC24 homolog B, COPII coat complex component
Exons: 24
Coding region: 222-3869 (1215 amino acids)
Biological process (GO): intracellular protein transport; COPII-coated vesicle cargo loading; endoplasmic reticulum to Golgi vesicle-mediated transport
Cellular component (GO): COPII vesicle coat; endoplasmic reticulum exit site
Molecular function (GO): SNARE binding; zinc ion binding
Source: RefSeq, a predicted model, not a curated record